Molecule: messenger RNA, 1138 nt
Organism: Porites evermanni
Lineage: Eukaryota; Metazoa; Cnidaria; Anthozoa; Scleractinia; Poritidae
Source: the annotation of a GenBank genome assembly
CGUUAAACCGCUCAAAUAUGAAACACUUAUGACUUGUCGCCGCGUCAUUCGAGUAAUUUUCUUUUCUUGGGCAAUCCCUGUCGGUUUUGUGACAACUUCGCUUUUUUUCGCUUUUUAUGCCACACUAGAUUCAAUAAUUAUUUUCAUAUGCAUAUGCACAAUGAUUUUCGAGAUAGCUUCACUCUGUAUGUUAGUAUUCUUCUUCGCCUCCAUGGUACAUGUGGUGUACAAACACGAUCGACUAGCUGCCAGUUAUGCGAAACAAUUAAGUUUCAACCACCGGGUUUUGACGUUCAACUCACGCGACAAGUCUGCAGUGACAAUGAUGUCGAUUGUUCUGGGAAUAUUUGUGAUCUGCUACGGAAUAUAUCUUCGCUGUGGUUUUGUAUAUAUUUUUACUCAGAAAUCGUGUAAUGAUUUCCAAUAUAAAACGCUUGUAUUAGUAUUAAACUCCGGCAUCAACCCUUUGGCCUACGCUUUUUUCAAGAGAGACUUGAAGAAGAAGAUUAAGAGACUUCUCUGCCGGGGAGAGAUGAAAUAAAGGAAGCUGUUGUUUGAAGAUUUGCUAACAUUAUUCAUGAAUUUGUUGCUGUAGAGUUGAACCUAAGAAAAGAGAAGAAAGCAAAGGGUAGAAAACUUAUAACUAUUUUGUAUACAUUUUUCAACGACGCGACAGGUGGAACAAUCUCUAUGCCAGUCAUCAACUGUCAAUGACACUAAUGUAAAAAGUGCAAAAUGAUAAUCGUUUACAUUGGAGAAUUGUUUAUGAUGAGGGGGCGGCAGACCGUUCUAGAUAUUUUAUCUUACACCGAGAGUAGUUACAUAGCCGUACAAAGGUUUUUCCGUCUCCCUGUCUCGCCCUUGAUAAAGCUGGAUAUGGCGAAACCAAAUUAUAUGGUUCUUUCAUUGUUUAAAGAAAGUUUCAUAUAGCCGCUAAGAUUUACGGACUUUGUUUCGCACAAAUUUACCUUUUGAACUAUUUCGAAACCCUACCCUAUAGUCGUAACUGUGUUGCUCUAGCUAUUUCUUUAUAAAUGCGAUAAAAUUACACCAGUUAGUAUUGUUAAUAAUGUUUGCGAGCUUUCCCCGCAUCGGUGGCCUUUAAGCGAAAAAGGAUCUAUUAAUAAAACUCCCAGGA